UCCAUCUCUCUCUAUACCCCCACUAAGAAGCCUGACCAUCUCUCUCUCUCUCUCCAUCAAUACUGCCAUUAACAAGCUGCCUCCUACAGAUACCAGCUCUCUCUCUCUCUCUCUCCAUCAAUACUGCCAUUAACAAGCUCCCUCCUACAAAUACAAGCUCUCUCUCUCUCUCUCUCUGAGGCUUUCGCCCCUUGAUGAUCGCUGUUUAGAAUGGCUGGUAAACAGGCGAAUCCCCUGAGCUCAGAGGCCCAUCCACUCCCCAUAACCCACAAAUCCUUUCUCUUAUCUCAAAUUAUUGUGAGGUCCAUUGCGGCAAUCACCUCCUUAUCUGCAACUAUCCUAAUGGUUACAGACAAACAGUCAAUCUCUCUCUUCGGUCUUCCCAUCACUGCUAAAUAUACAUACGCUCCGGCGUUUAGGUUUUUUACAGCAUCGAAUAGUAUUGCAUUUGCGUAUUCGGUGCUAUCCUUGACCUACCUUCUGUUAAAGAAGGCCCAAGGUUCGGGUCAAAAAAUCGGAUUCUUCGUGUUCUUACUCGACCUGAUAAUGGUGGUCGUGGUAAUGGCGGGAUCAUCAGGUGCAACAGCAAUGGCAUGGUUGGGGAAAUACGGGAACCCUCAUACUGGGUGGCUCCCCAUUUGUGGCACCUUCAAAAGCUUCUGCUUCCGUGCUGCUUUCUCUCUCUCCCUCUCAUACGUAUCCUUCUUCGCUCUCUUUCUCCUCAUCCUUCUCUCUCGUAACAAAAACACGCAAUAAUCGCAUGUUACAUCAAACUAUUUAUGUCUCUCAUCUUUAUCUCAUGAAGGAAAUAUUAAGAGAUAGAAGAAUAAAAGAUUAUCUCUGAAGGAAGUAUUAAGAGAGAGAGAGAAAAGAAGAAUAAAAGAAUGAAGAGGGAGAAAAUAUGAUAAACCAAAUCCUCAGUGAUACGUGUGGGGAUAUGCCAUCAAUAAUGCAUGAGGCUUUGUCCUCCUUCAAUUCAAGUCAAGUCAAGAAUAUCCAAUCAUAGUAACUCAAUUAGUUUUUUUCCUUUUUUUGUGUAGCUUGUGUCUUCUUCCUAUGUUUUCUCGAAAAUUAUGUGAUUCCUGUUUUAUCAUUCCAUUAGCAUCUUUACUGA
Messenger RNA from Amborella trichopoda, 1114 nucleotides. RefSeq names its product CASP-like protein 1F1. The record is from RefSeq and is a predicted model, not a curated record. NCBI's taxonomy places the organism in Eukaryota, Viridiplantae, Streptophyta, Magnoliopsida, Amborellales, Amborellaceae.